Camellia sinensis is the source of this 617-nucleotide messenger RNA. The record is from RefSeq and is a predicted model, not a curated record. NCBI's taxonomy places the organism in Eukaryota, Viridiplantae, Streptophyta, Magnoliopsida, Ericales, Theaceae.
GACAACCAGGCGAUUAUCGGCGAUUCAACUAACAGAGGAACAACCGGCAGUGUGACAUGAAGCAUAUUGUGAAGAUAAUAACAUUGUUGGUGGCCAUAUCUGCCUUUUGGGUUGGCCUAUUGCAAACGUCAGUAAUUCCACGCAGCUACACUUGGUUGCUACCCUUGUACUUGAUUGUGUCACUAGGAUGCUAUGGCCUAUUAAUGGUUGGAGUUGGUCUGAUGCAAUUUCCAACUUGCCCACAAGAGGCAGUACUGUUGCAGCAGGACGUUGUAGAGGCCAAGGAAUUCCUAAAGCAAAGAGGGUUUGAUGUGGGUUCUUAUUGAAUGCCACAGAAGUGUAAACUUUGCAAGAAAAUCUUUUGAAGAUCACCCUAUUUUCGCCAAUUUUGUGCCUUGGAGUUGCCCAUGAAAGAGAAAUAUUUCACGUGGGUUGACACCAGGAAACCUUCUCUAAUUAGGCAAUGUUGAUGUAUCUUGACAUUGAAUAUGCGCUUUUUGCUGUGGCAGUGACAUUUUUGUAUUUUAAAGACAUCUUGAUAGGUUCUUUGUUUUAAAAUGAUAGCCCACAAUUCAAGUGCGGCAUUUUUGUAUGUUUCUUCUGUUUGUGUUACUCUA